AUGCCUGUUCCACGCCAGGUUUAUCUGCUCCCAUUGAGAGACGAUGGCUCCCCAGACGUGCCCGGGGGUUAUAUCUACCUUCCUCCUCCCACCAGUCCUCCGUACUCUCUUCGCUUCGUGGUCGAGGGAAGCAGCUCGAUCUGCAGGGAAGGAAGGUUGUGGGUGAAUAUUCCUGAGGAUGGGAAGCCCUUCAAUCGCUCGGUAUUCCGGAGUUUUAGGUUACAUCCAGACUUCAAUAAGAACAUCCAGAUCGAUAUUCCCAUCACUUCUCCAGGAUCUUUCGCGUUUUACACUGCCUACUCCCCGCUUCCGGACUUCUCCGUUGCUCCGGUUGAGACGUCCGAACCGGUCAAUAGCCCAAUACAUUACAUUGAUGUUGCACCGAGACUAACUCUUGGUGGCCGUGUCCUUCCUCUCAAUGCUCUCUCAAUAUUCUCUGUGAUCUCUAAGUUCAUGGGUAGAUACCCAACGGAUUGGGAGGAACAUUUGAAUGGGAUCGGCCAGCGCAACUACAAUAUGGUUCAUUUUACGCCCUUGAUGAAACGCGGAACCUCAAAUUCCCCCUACAGUAUUUUUGAUCAACUAGAGUUUGAUGAGGCUCUAUUCCCCAACGGAGAGGAUGAUGUAAAUCAAAUGGUUAAGAAUAUGGAAGAAAAUCACGGGCUCCUGUCGCUAACGGAUGUUGUAUGGAAUCACACUGCUAAUAACAGCAAAUGGCUUGAGGAGCAUCCUGAGGCUGGUUAUAGCGUCGAGACAGCACCAUGGCUUGAGGCAGCAUUGGAGCUAGACACUGCUUUGUUACAGUUCGGGGAAGACCUCCAAACUUUGGGUCUUCCAACGGAAUUCAAGACUGCUGAUGACCUGAUUGUUGUGAUGAAUGUACUUCGUGAACGGGUUAUAGGCGACUUGAGGCUAUGGGAGUACUAUGUGGUUAAUGUUAAAGCGGACACCCGAAGGAUCGUUGACAACUGGGCCAAGUCUCCAGAGAUCGAUUUGGAAAGCGAUCAAUGGUCACGGUUUGCUCUCAAAGGCUUCAAAAACCUAAGUUUUAAGGAGCAGGCGAGCUUCAUCCGUGAGCACGCAAUACCAACGUCCAAAAUGAUACUUGGAAGGUUCUCUCGGGCAGUUGAUGACCACCUCGGUGCGGCCAUUUUAACUGCGCUGCUUGGUCCUGGGGGUUCCAACCAUGAUGAAGCAGAGAACAGAUUCACUCAAUUGCUCGAUGAGGUGAAUCUGCCUUUUUACACAGAAUACGAUGCAGACGUAUCCGAAAUAAUGGAGCAAGUCUUCAAUCGCAUCAAAUACCUGAGAAUAGAUGAUCAUGGACCCAAGCUUGGUCCUGUUACUAAGGAGAGCCCACUUAUUGAGACAUAUUUCACAAGACUGCCCGUCAACGAAAUUACUAAGCAGCAAAAGUCGACGGCACUUGCACUUGUGAAUAAUGGGUGGAUAUGGAAUGCCGACGCGUUGCGGGAUAACGCUGGACCGGACUCGAAAGCCUAUUUGCGACGGGAAGUCAUUGUGUGGGGUGAUUGUGUGAAGCUAAGAUAUGGCAACUGCCCUGAGGACAGUCCAUUUCUUUGGGAGUUCAUGACUAAAUACACUCGCUUGAUGGCUAAGUAUUUUUCGGGAUUUCGGAUUGAUAAUUGUCAUUCCACGCCGUUAGGGGUCGCAGAAUACCUGCUGGAUGAGGCACGAAAAGUUCGACCCAAUUUGACGGUUUUCGCUGAGCUCUUCACGGGCUCCGAAGAAGCUGAUUAUGUUUUUGUCAAGCGACUAGGCAUCAAUGCACUCAUUCGGGAGGCCAUGCAGGCCUGGAGCUCUGGUGAACUAAGUCGUCUUGUACACCGCCAUGGAGGACGCCCUAUUGGCAGUUUUGACCUUGACUUGCCCACUGCAGGGAGCAGCCAUGCUAUAGCCUCUGCAGGAACUGAUAAUCAAGAAGAAGCUAUCUCUCAAAUACGCCCGUGUCCUGUCCAAGCACUCUUCAUGGAUUGUACACACGAUAACGAGAUGCCGGCCCAAAAGCGAACAGCGGUAGAUACAUUACCUAAUGCUGCAUUAGUUUCGAUGUGCGCCUCAGCUAUUGGCAGCGUCAUGGGCUAUGAUGAAGUAUAUCCAAAGUUGGUUGAUCUCGUCCACGAGACACGGCUGUAUUCCUCAGCGUUUUCAGGACCUUUGAAGGGGGAGCUGGGCUCUGACGGUGGCAUCGGGAGUAUCAAGAAGACUCUGAAUCAGCUUCACACUAUGAUGGGGGCUGAUGGAUACGAUGAGACACAUAUUCACCAUGAUGGAGAAUAUAUAACUGUUCAUAGAGUUCACCCAAAGACACGGAAGGGUAUAUUCUUGAUUGCACAUACUUCUUUCCCCGACCGGGAUGGUCAUCCCAUCCUAGCACCGACUCAUCUCACCGGGACACGAGUCAAACCACUUGGGGCAUGGAGGUUGGAAGUUGAAUCCGGGGAAAACGCCAGAGCAGAAGUCUUGGCCGAUAAACACCACUUACGGGGAUUGCCUAGCGUAGUCCGAGAGACUAACGCAGUUAAGGUAGAGGAACGCGGGGAUGAUACCAUCAUUUCUGUUUUAGAAUCCUUCGUGGCGGGGUCAAUUGCUCUUUUCGAAACGUCCAUCCCGACAGCCGAGCAUUCCACAGGGCUGGACCGUUACAUUACUGAAGGUGCAGAUCAGGCAUUCUCAAAACUCAGUCUGGUUGACCUUAAUUUUGUACUCUACCGCUGUGAAGCCGAAGAAAGGGAUUCUAGUGACGGUCAGGAUGGAGUAUAUGAUAUACCCAAUUAUGGGCCGUUGGUUUAUGCAGGUCUUCAGGGAUGGUGGAGCGUCCUGGAGAACAUCAUUCGAUACAACGAACUGGGACAUCCGCUCUGUGAUCAUCUCCGGCAAGGCCAGUGGGCCCUUGAUUAUAUCAUAGCCCGUUUGGAGAAGGUGGCACAAAAAGACGGAUACAAUGCUCUGAACGAUCCGGCAUCCUGGCUACGGGACAAAUUCAAUGCCGUUCGUGAGCUACCCAGCUUUCUCUUACCGCGGUAUUUUGCCAUUAUUCUCCAAGUCGCGUACAACGCUGCCUGGAAGCAGGGCAUCCGGCUUCUUGGAGGGAGUAUACAGAAGGGACAAGAAUUUGUUCAUCAACUAGGCAUGGUCAGCGUCCAACAAACUGGUUACGUAAAAUCCGCAUCCCUAUGGCCUACGAAAAGAGUGUCAAGCCUUGCGGCUGGUCUUCCCCAUUUUGCUGUGGACUGGGCUAGAUGUUGGGGUAGAGACGUUUUCAUAUCUCUUCGAGGCUUACUUCUCUGUACUGGCCGGUUCGAUGAUGCCAAAGAGCAUAUUCUCGCAUUUGCUAGCGUCCUCAAACAUGGGAUGAUCCCUAAUCUAUUGAGCAGCGGAAAGCUUCCUCGUUACAAUUCUCGAGAUUCUGUAUGGUUCUUUCUCCAGGCUAUUCAAGAUUACACCACAAUGGUUCCAAAUGGUAUAGAGCUCCUCGGCGAGAAAGUUUCCAGGAGGUUCCUGCCGUACGAUGAUACAUGGUUCCCCUUCGACGACCCUCGUGCGUAUUCUCAGCAUUCAACAAUAACGGAGGUCAUCCAGGAGGUUCUUCAACGACAUGCCCAAGGACUGUCAUUCCGAGAGUAUAACGCUGGCCCUGAGCUUGAUAUGCAAAUGAAGCCUGAGGGUUUUCAAAUCGAUGUCAAUGUUGACUGGGAGACAGGUCUGCUAUUUGGAGGUAGCCAAUUUAAUUGUGGGACCUGGCAAGACAAGAUGGGGGAGAGUGAGAAAGCCGGAAACAAAGGAUUUCCUGGCACACCUCGAGAUGGCGCAGCCAUAGAAAUCACUGGGCUUCUCUACAGUGCUUUGACUUGGGUUGGAACGUUAUAUGAACGGAGACUUUACCCGCACGGAGGAGUAGAUAUUGGGGAUGGCAAAUCAGUCACGUUCGGAGAUUGGGCUGCCAAAAUUAAGAGCAACUUCGAGCGUUGCUAUUACAUCCCCGUGAGUCCCAAUGAAGACAGUCGAUAUGAUGUUGAUACAAAGGUUGUCAACCGCCGUGGUAUCUACAAGGAUUUAUAUAAAUCCGGCAAGCCCUAUGAAGACUACCAACUUCGGUCCAACUUUCCCAUUGCUAUGACGGCUCUAACAGCGCUUGCCCUUGCGGACAAAGUUCUGCUUGGCCCAGUUGGUAUGGCUACUCUCGACCCAUCUGAUCUCAACUACCGUCCCAACUAUAACAACUCAGAGGACUCUACGGACUUUACCACUUCCAAGGGAAGAAACUAUCAUCAGGGGCCCGAAUGGGUGUGGCAGCGAGGAUACUUCCUUCGUGCCUUCUUGCACUUUGACCUAGCUCGCAGGACAACACCAGAAGGACAGACAGAAGCUUAUCAGCAGGUCACUCAAAGCCCUUGGAAAGGCCUCACAGAGUUGACAAAUAAAGCCGGUGCACACUGCUUUGACUCGUCGCCCACGCAAGCAUGGUCGGCGGGGUGCUUGUUAGAUCUUUACUACGAUGCUUCAAGAUAUGCCUCGAAAGCAGCUGUAAGAAUUAAUAUAUCUCAUUCUUCUUGUCUAACAGCGCAACGGGACCUUACUCUUCAACACAUGUCUGUGACAGAGUCUGCUGCGGCAGCCAUAAUAACGGCUGCAAUUAAAAAUGACAAGCUUGGGGGCGGGCAUGAGCCAACAUGGGGCGACCAAGCAAAAGGGCAACGUGAUCUCUAUACCCAGCUCAUCAUUAGUUUGACAUUGGGACUAAGUGCUUUCUUGUCUUUCUGUGUCCUGCGACCGAAAUGGACGGAGCUGUACGCCGCACGAAGACGACAACGUUGCGCAGCUUCGCACUUACCGGAGCUUCCUGAUAGCUUUUUUGGAUGGAUACCAGUGCUCUACAGGAUAACUGAAGAGGAAGUAUUACACUCUGCCGGCUUAGAUGCGUUCGUUUUAUUGUCGUUUUUCAAGUUUGCGAUCCGAUUUUUGUCAGCCGUCUUCAUGUUCGCCGUAGUUAUCAUACUUCCGAUUCAUUACAAGUAUACCGGAAAAAGGGGGAUCCCGGGCUGGGAUGACAACGAUGAUAAUGCUCUCGGUGGGAACAAGGACAAGAUGCCCGUGACUGACCCAGACUAUUUGUGGAUGUACGUGGUAUUCACAUAUAUAUUCAGCGGACUAGCGGUCUAUAUGCUACUUCAGGAGACGAACAAAAUCAUUCGUAUCAGACAGAAGUAUCUCGGCAGUCAGACUAGCACCACCGACCGGACUAUCCGCCUUUCAGGUAUUCCCCAGGACAUGGCAUCUGAAGAGAAGAUUAUUGAAUUCGUGGAGGGCCUUCAGGUUGGAAAAGUUGAGAAUGUCACUUUAUGUCGGGAUUGGCGCGAAUUAGACCGCCUCGUCGACGAGCGGUUGCAAAUACUACGGAAUCUUGAACGAGCGUGGACUAAGCAUCUCGGAUACAAACGACAGACUGGAGAUGAUAGCACGUUGCCGCUGGCACAUCAUCGGCCGCGUGGUUCGAGCUUGUUCUCUGAGGAUGACAGCGAGCGCAUACAGCUUCUUUCAGAGAGUGGACGAGACCACAUUGCGGACUAUGCGCACCGACGUCCUACAAUUCGCUUAUGGUACGGACCGUUAAAGCUACGGUACAAGAACGUUGAUGCGAUAGACUAUUAUGAAGAAAAGCUGCGGAGGAUUGAUGAAGAGAUCAGAGUGGCGCGCCAAAAGCAGUACCCCCCUACCGAACUAGCAUUUGUGACCAUGGAGUCCAUCUUUGCAUCCCAGAUGGUGGUUCAAGCUAUCCUCGAUCCUCAUCCUAUGCAGUUGCUUGCCCGGUUGGCGCCGGCGCCGGCUGAUGUCGUGUGGAAGAACACAUACUUGCCGCGUUCAAGACGAAUGAUGCAAUCCUGGUCCAUCACGGGAGCUAUUGGCUUCUUAACCGUGUUCUGGUCGGUACUCCUCGUACCACUAGCGUAUCUUCUCGAACUGGAGACGCUACACAAGGUGUUCCCACAACUAGCCGAGGCGCUGGCUCGCAACCCCAUUGCGAAGUCCCUCGUCCAAACUGGUCUUCCGACUUUGGUACUCUCGUUGAUGACGGUUGCUGUCCCUUAUCUAUAUAACUGGCUCUCAAACCUUCAGGGAAUGACAUCGCGUGGCGAUGUUGAAUUAUCCGUCAUUUCCAAAAACUUCUUCUUCUCUUUUUUCAACCUUUUCCUUGUUUUCACAGUCUUCGGAACGGCAACGACAUUCUACGAACUGUUCAAGCAUCUUCGCGAUGCGUUUCAGGAUGCCACAACCAUUGCAUUUGCGCUGGCCAACUCGCUUGAGAACUUUGCACCAUUUUACAUCAAUCUUAUAAUUCUGCAAGGUGUGGGCAUGUUUCCCUUCCGGCUAUUGGAGUUUGGAAGCGUUGCAAUGUAUCCCAUCAAUUUCUUUAAGGCGAAGACACCACGAGAGUAUGCCGAACUAUCCACGCCACCUACUUUCAGUUACGGGUAUUCGAUCCCACAGACAAUCCUCAUCUUAAUCAUAUGUGUGGUUUAUAGUGUAUUCCCGAGCUCUUGGUUAAUCUGUCUGUUUGGACUGGUGUACUUUGCCAUCGGGAACUUCAUUUACAAGUACCAGCUUCUGUAUGCGAUGGACCAUCAGCAGCAUUCUACCGGGCGUGCAUGGCCAAUGAUAUGCAGUCGAGUUCUGGUAGGCUUGAUGGUGUUUCAAGUCGCGAUGAUAGGCGUGUUUGCCCUGCGCAAAGCUAUCACACGUUCCUUGAUCCUUGUGCCCCUCUUGGGUGCAACGGUGUGGUUCAGCUACUUCUUCUCUCGGAGUUAUGAGCCACUAAUGAAAUUCAUUGCUUUGAAGAGUAUUGAUCGUGAGGGCGGCGGAAAUUCUUCCCCUUCACCGUCAACCUUUUCUUCUCCAUCCGGCCUCGACCGUGACGCCCUACCAAUCCAAAUCGGUAGGCACGGAGUAGAAGUCAGGCUGAACAAGUAUGUCAAUCCCAGCCUCAUUAUGCCUCUCGAUGGCGCCUGGCUUCCAGGCCGCAGCGUUGGCGAAUGCCCUGGGUCUAUAUAA
This is a messenger RNA of Aspergillus pseudotamarii, 7071 nucleotides long. RefSeq names its product putative glycogen debranching enzyme Gdb1. Gene Ontology annotation, molecular function: amylo-alpha-1,6-glucosidase activity; 4-alpha-glucanotransferase activity. Bases 1 to 7071 code for a protein of 2356 amino acids. Gene Ontology annotation, biological process: glycogen catabolic process; glycogen biosynthetic process. The record is from RefSeq and is a predicted model, not a curated record. NCBI's taxonomy places the organism in Eukaryota, Fungi, Ascomycota, Eurotiomycetes, Eurotiales, Aspergillaceae. Gene Ontology annotation, cellular component: membrane. The transcript has 11 exons.